UACAAUUUUUUUAUAUCCAACACCUCUCUCUCUCUCUCUCUCUCUCUCCUCCGUCUUCUCCCCUUCUUCGAAUCUUCUCUCUCCAGCCUCGCUGCAGAGAUAGAGAGAGAAAGUGAGAGCAUUCAAAAAAAAAAAAAUUAGCUUAAUUUUUCUACUGGCUAUUGAUUUUAAUAAGCAGAAAUUGAUUUUGUGUGACAAUUUCAAUCGGCGGCAACAAGAUUCGCAGAGUCGAUAUUCGUGGCAGAUUUCACGCAACAAAAAUCUGACGCUUUCUACAUUCGUGCCCUUAUUGUAGGAAGAGAUCUGAAUUUAUUUUUCCUUCCAUCCCCAAUUUGCAAUUCGGCUCCGGCCUACGCAAUUGAAGCCAUUCCUCCGGCAGUCAAAUCCGCCGGAGUCUCCUCUCCGCCGCAUUAAGAUCAACUCUCACUCAGUUCUGAAAUCCUCUCGGAAUUCCACCCCCUCCUUUUUUUUUUCCGGCGGUGAUUUUUCCGUCUGAUCGGAAAUGAUGCCAAUGAGGACUAAGAACGACGUGUUGCCGCCGGAAUCCAACGGCGGGAGAGGCGGCGGCGGAGCCGCCGCCGAGAAGGAAUGGGAGCUGAGGCCCGGCGGAAUGCUAGUCCAGAAACGCACCGACGGAGACCAGGCGCGUGCACCACCACCUACAAUACGCGUGCGUGUCAAACACGCGUCCAUUUACCAUGAAAUCCGUAUCAGCUCUCAAGCCAGUUUUGGGGAAUUGAAGAAAAUGUUAUCCGGGCCCACGGGAUUACACCAUGAAGAUCAGAAGCUAUUUUACAAGGAUAAAGAGAGGGAUAACAAAUCAUUCCUAGACACUGUAGGAAUAAAAGACAAAUCCAAAAUCGUGUUACAAGAAGAUCCAAUCGGCCAAGAAAAACGUAUUUUAGCGAUGAGGAAGAAUGUGAAAAUGGAAAAGGCCGUCAAAACGGUAUCCGAAAUCAGCUCGGAGGUCGAUAAACUUGCCCAACAGGUGUCGGCACUUGAAUCUAUAGUUUCUAAAGGCAAGAAAGUGGUCGAAAAGGACGUCGUCAAAUUGAUCGAGUUGUUGAUGAAUCAAUUGCUUAAAUUGGACGGAAUCAUCGUUGUUGAUGGUGAUGUCAAAUUACAGAGGAAAAUGCAGGUGACAAGAAUACAGAAGUGUGUUGAGACUCUUGAUGUGUUGAAGCUGAAGAAUUCAGUUCCAACUAGCAACGAAAACGGGGCUCCGCCGCCCGUUCAACUACACAAAAAGCACUCAAACGGGGCUCCGCCCGUUGAGAAACAGAGGAGCUCAAACGGGGCUCCGCCCGUUUUAUCCCCAGUUCAAGAUCAACAAGCAAGGCAUUCGUUUGGGGAAUCUUUAAUCGACUCGCCACAUAAGCAGGAGUAUCAACCGAGGCGUUCGUCCUCGGGGGGCAAUGUGGUAAUUACGACACAAUGGGAAACGUUUGAUGCCCCUCCAACAUCAGCCGCACCAAUUCAUCGGCCGCAACCUAGUUUUACAUGGGAUUUGCUUUGAGUUGGCCAUAGAUUGAAAUAAAUGUGCAAUAUUCGAUUUUUUUUUCUUCGUUUUCUUUUCGAGUUGGUUUGGUGUCUAUUCUACCAUUCUUUCCCUUUUUCUUUUUUUCUUUUUGCUUUUCUUUAUGUAUUUAGAAUUUUGUUAGAUUUGCUUUUUUCUUUUUCUUUUUUUUUUGAAUGUGGUGAGAAAUAAAUGGGGAUGUUUACAAGGGGUGGCUGGAUAUUACCUUAAUAUCCCCAUUGAACUGGUCUCUACUUGUAAUGUUUUGUGCUAAGCACACAAGUUAUAAAUUGUACUUAAUUUUUUUUAUUUUUUAAUUUAAUUUUUGAGACUU
Messenger RNA from Erythranthe guttata (spotted monkey flower), 1850 nucleotides. Its product is annotated as BAG family molecular chaperone regulator 3. Gene Ontology annotation, molecular function: adenyl-nucleotide exchange factor activity; protein-folding chaperone binding. Gene Ontology annotation, cellular component: cytoplasm. Gene Ontology annotation, biological process: protein stabilization. Lineage: Eukaryota; Viridiplantae; Streptophyta; Magnoliopsida; Lamiales; Phrymaceae. The record is from RefSeq and is a predicted model, not a curated record.